AUGGAAACUUCCGGUCGUCUAUUGAAAUGGGAAAUUGAGUUAUCGGAAUAUGUGAUGAUUUAUAGGCCAAGAGUGUCGAUCAAGGCUCAGGCCUUGUCGGAUUUUAUAGUUGAAACUUCGUACACUGAAGAAGAGGAAGCAAUCGGCGCAUGGAAAGUAUCAGUUGACGGGUCAUCGGCCUCAACUGGAUCUGGAGCCGGUAUCAUCAUGAUAUCCCCAGAAGGGGAUACAUUCGAAUAUGCGAUAAUAUUCACGUUUAAGGCUUCCAAUAAUGAGGCCGAAUACGAGGCAGCACUAGCAGGGGUUCAAUUAUGCUUAGCAACAGGAGCGAAAAGGUUGAAGUUGUCCACAGAUUCACAGUUAGUAGCCAGCCACUUCACUGGCGAAUAUGAAGCCCGAGAACCGACGAUGAUAGCCUACUUGGCUCGGCUAAAAAGUAUAGUAACGGCACUCGACCAUUUCGAAAUCAACCUAAUACCUCGUGGUGAAAACACACAAGCCGAUGCACUGUCAAAGCUUGCGAGUUCAAGCUUCAACGACUUAGAGCGCACGGUAAUGGUUGAGAUCCUGAGUCAAAAGAGUAUAUACAAGGAAAUAGGGAAAGAAAUGAAUUGCAUAAUGAGAGGCCGUGAAUGGUACGACGACAUCCUAGCCUACAAGGUGCAAAACGUACUUCCGACAGAUAAGAAUGAGGCCCAAAAAAUCAAGAAAGAUAGCAUCUGGUUUAUCAUAUUCCAAGGCAUAUUGUACAAAAGAGGUUUCUCCUUACCGUUACGAAGAUGUUUAACGGCAUACGAAUCCGAAAGGUUGAUAGAAGAAAUACACGAGGGCGAUUGCGGAAAUCACUCGGGUGGCCGAUCAAUGUCGUUGGAGGCAAUGAAAAGGGGGUAUUACUGGCCGACAAUGAAUGCAGAUGCAAUGGAAUAUGCCAAAAAAUGUGACAAAUGUCAGAAUUUUGGACCGGCAAUAAAUCAACCACCUAACGACCUGACACCUAUUCUCAACCCUAUUCCAUUUGCACAAUUGGGCAUGGACAUUGUUGACCCAUUCGCAUCAGCAACGGGAGGACGUAAGUUCUUGAUGUUAGGGAUAGACUACUUUACAAAGUGGAUAGAGGCCGAACCUGUAACGAAGAUAACGGCAAAUGAAGUAAAGAAAUUUAUUUGGAAAAUAUUUUCACUAGAUUUGGUUUGCCGAUAG
Messenger RNA from Chenopodium quinoa (quinoa), 1200 nucleotides. RefSeq lists its product as uncharacterized. The record is from RefSeq and is a predicted model, not a curated record. The transcript has a single exon. Lineage: Eukaryota; Viridiplantae; Streptophyta; Magnoliopsida; Caryophyllales; Amaranthaceae. Gene Ontology annotation, molecular function: nucleic acid binding; RNA-DNA hybrid ribonuclease activity. The coding region runs from base 1 to 1200 and encodes 399 amino acids.